AUGGUGUUCAAUUCAGUCUCUUCCCAACCCGAAACCAUACCCGAGCCCGACCCGAAACCAGAUUCCAUGGCCUCCACUGUGCCUUCCAAGUCUCUUGUCCACCAAGCCCAAAACCAUGGCCUCCCUUUGCCCCAGUUGAAAUGGGCCAUGAGCAACAACACCACCACCACCAAAAGCAACGAAAACAACAAGACCAGCACGAAAAGCAGCGGAAAUAACAACCCUUCUCUGCAACUGAGCAGCAACACCAAACUCGCACAGCUUGACCCGGUAGCUAAGCAGCCCGAGCCCAAGUCCUCCAAUGUCGAAAAAGAAGCCGACCCAAUUCCCGCCACGGAAGUGAUCGACGGCCCGGAGACACAGAAGCCAAAAUCGACUGCUGAGGAUAAGAAAUCGAAGAUUUGCAUCCGGAUUCGGAGCAAAGAAAAGGCUGCUGUGGUGCCUGAGCCUGAACCUGAACCUGAACCGGAAAAUGAAAAAGAGAGCUCUGUUGCUGCUGCUUUAGCAGCGCUGGAGGAUGAAGAGACGAUUCAGAAGACUUGGAAUCUCAGGCCCAGGAGACCGGUGCCUAACGCCAAUGGUCGUGCUGGUGCAUUGAAGACUGGUGCACCGCUGGUGCAGCAGAACAAAACGGAGGUGGCUGGGGGCUCUUCUAAAGCUGGAGGCAAAGGUGCUCAAAAGAAGGACAAUAAACUGAAUAUAUUGGUUUCUUUAACAAAAGAAGAGAUUGAGGAGGACAUUUUUAUUAUGACUGGAGCCAGGCCAUCCAGGCGCCCAAAGAAGAGAGCUAAGAAUGUGCAGAAACAGCUUGACCAUCUGUUUCCCGGGUUGUGGCUGAAUUCAGUAUCUACCAAUUCCUACCAGGUUCCUGAAACUCCAUUGAAGGUGAAAUCUUAUGAAUCCUUUGAGAAUUUGAAUAUGCUGCUUUCAGGAUUAGAUGGGAUGAGGCUGCUUUUAGUUAAAUGUUUGGCGGCGAUUUUGAAGACUUGUGAACUGCUCUAA
Messenger RNA from Prunus armeniaca (apricot), 1002 nucleotides. The record is from the annotation of a GenBank genome assembly. NCBI's taxonomy places the organism in Eukaryota, Viridiplantae, Streptophyta, Magnoliopsida, Rosales, Rosaceae.